This is a messenger RNA of Chrysoperla carnea, 1572 nucleotides long. RefSeq names its product putative acyl-CoA-binding protein. Gene Ontology annotation, biological process: fatty acid metabolic process. Gene Ontology annotation, molecular function: fatty-acyl-CoA binding. NCBI's taxonomy places the organism in Eukaryota, Metazoa, Arthropoda, Insecta, Neuroptera, Chrysopidae. The transcript is spliced from 3 exons. Bases 62 to 319 code for a protein of 85 amino acids. The record is from RefSeq and is a predicted model, not a curated record.
UUCAGUUUACAGGCUUACAGCAAACAUUCUUGUGGUAGUGAAUAACUUACAUAAAAACGGGAUGUCUUUAGAAGAUAAAUUUAAGAAAGCAUGUCAACAACUUCGAGACUUCACUAAACGUCCGCCAGAAGCUGAUCUGUUGGAAUUGUAUGCAUUAUAUAAACAAGCUAAUGAAGGAGAUGUUAACAAACCAAAACCUAAUGAUGCUGAAUCUAAAAAGAAAUGGGAUGCAUGGUCUGGUAAAAAGGGUAUUAAUAAAGAUGCCGCAAAACAAGCUUAUGUUAAUAAAAUCAACUCAAUUGCUGGAACAUACACAUAAAUUGAUAAAAUAAUUAGGAUUUCAAAGAAGUUUUUUUAUUGAUUUAAAAAUGGUUUCGAAUGGAAUUCACCGCGCCUUUUAUUGAUUGAUAACAAUUCACUUAUAAUAUGCAAUUCAUUAACAAACAGCACAAUUCAAUCAAUGUUUUAUUCUGCUGCUAUAAUAUUAAUUAAUAUAAUAAUUAUUAGUUACACAAAUAACUUGUUAUACCUAUAAUAAAUUAUUUUAGAAGUACCUAAUAAAAAUAUUCUGUUAUAAACUAUGAUAUUUAGAAUUUUCACAAUCUUGGAAUAAUAGGUACUAUUUUCAUUUAGGUUUUACAAUGGUGGUUUAAUUAGAAUCAAUACUUUUAUUUUUGUAAAAAUAUAAAUUUUUCGUCUGAAAUAUUGGUGUCCUAGGUCUAGGCCUCGGGGGUUUAAGUCUAAAUCCGCCACUGAAUUUAUAAUAAUUAAUGUAAUUAUUGGUAUAUCAUUUAGGUCCUAAUUUAAUUUUAAUGAUCGAAUAGAAUUGUUUAUUCUUGAACUGAACGAGAAUGUAAUUGAGACAAUUGUAACGUUGGAUCAGUAAAACAAGCGGUGACUGGUGGAGCUGAUCCAAAUAAUGAUAAAAUUCUCAAAUCUUUUAUGGAAUGCGAUAAUUUUCCAAAGAAUUAAAAAGGGCGUAAUAUUUACUUAACUAAACUGUUAAUUUUAUUAUCUUAUAUUUUUCCUAAUAAUUAUGACAUUAAUGGUUCUUUAAAAACACAUUUAUUGGGAUAUUUUCAGAGGCGGAUUUAAGAAAAAAUGCACAGUGGUCAAAAUCUAUAAAUAGGGCCGUUUUUUUUAAACUUCGUUAAUCACAUUGAUACCCCCUUGUAUUGAUCUUUCAUACAAAUUUGUCUCCCCCUCCCUUUUUUAGUCUUUGUGGUUUCCUUUCCUACAAAUUUGUUUGUACUAUGACGAAAAUUGUAUUGCUUUGACGAUUUGUCAAAAAAGUUGUCGAAAUUUUGUAAACAGAUAUCAUAUCAUAGAAAGUAAUACUAUACUUCCCAUUAAGAUACGGAUUACUCUAUUUUUAAAUUUCCCUUUCUACAACACCAAAAAAUAUACUUAGCAUACUGCACUUUUAUUAAAAGAUAUUUCUAUUUACUCAAACAUAUUCCACUUUUGCAAAUUUAUUAAGUAUUUAGUAUUUUAAAUGGAUUAACGUGUUAAGUAUAGUUCGUUCAAAUCAAAGUGGCACCGAACAAGAGAGGGUAUAGAUAUGAGUGCACA